Messenger RNA from Perkinsus marinus ATCC 50983, 327 nucleotides. RefSeq lists its product as hypothetical. The record is from RefSeq and is a predicted model, not a curated record. The coding region runs from base 1 to 327 and encodes 108 amino acids. Lineage: Eukaryota; Perkinsozoa; Perkinsida; Perkinsidae. The transcript is spliced from 4 exons.
AUGGCCCAACGAGACAUAGCAGCUCUGAAAGAGGGUAUCAACGUCUGUGUACAUUCUACCAGCGGUGGUACUGGCCUGCCCGUCGGCGCUCGAGGCAUACCCUCUGCUGUAGCAACUCAUGAACGACUAGCAACAGCUCCCUCUGCCGCUAAAUCCGAUGAGUUCCCAGCAGCUAGUGCCACGCCUCGUAUCGACUCUGAUUCGAUGCAGGCACCGAAGAGUGCGAGGUUUAGGAGGCCCCCACCAGGGAUGGUCUCACUGAUCAACGCUACAGCCCCUGUCUCUACCAGCAGUCCGGUAGAGAUUAUUGAGAAACCAUUAGAGUGA